GAAAGCUAAAGGCAGGCAGGGCAGUGGCCUCGCGUGGAAACACACUCAGUAUCCGUCUCGCUCUCCUGCCUCGCCGCCGGCGAUCGAUCGCCGGGGAGAGGGUCUCUCCCCCAAAUGCCGCGCCGCCGCCUCCCUCUACUCCUCCUCCUCCCCAUUACCCUCACCCUCUUCCUCCUCUUCCCCUCUCCCCCUCCCCCGCGGCCGCCGCCGCAUCAGCCUCAGCCUCAGCCGCUCCCCUGCGGCGCCGCCCCCUCCGACGCCACCGCCGGCCGCUGGGUCCCCACCCGGGAGCCCUUGCCGCCGCCGCUCUACACCUCCUCCUGCCCCUUCCACCGCAACGCCUGGAACUGCCCCCGCAACAGCCGCCCACCCGUCGCCGCGCUCUCCUGGGCGCCCGCCCGCUGCGGCGGCGGCGCCGUCCCGAGGAUCGACGCCGCGGAGUUCCUGGCCGUGGCCCGGGGGCGGCGGAUCGGGCUCGUGGGGGACUCGCUGUCGGAGAACCUGGUCGUGGCGCUGCUGUGCGCGCUCCGGUCGGCGGACGGCGGCGCGAGCAAGUGGAAGCGGCGGGGCGCGUGGCGCGGCGGCUACUUCCCCAGGGAUGACGUCAUCGUCGCGUACCACCGCGCAGUUCUCCUCGCCAAGUACACGUGGCAGCCUGUAGAGAAUUCCAAAGAGCUUCACAAGGAUGGAAUAAAGGGAACUUACAGAGUGGAUGUUGACAUUCCUGCUGAUGAAUGGGUAAAUGUCACCAGGUUCUAUGAUGUGCUCAUUUUCAACACUGGACAUUGGUGGGGCCUGGAUAAAUUCCCAAAAGAGACCCCCCUUGUUUUCUACCGAGGAGGGAAACCAAUUGAGCCGCCACUUGGCAUCUACGAUGGAUUGAAAGUAGUCCUCAAAAGUAUGGCCUCUUACAUUGAAAGGGAGGUCCCAAGUAAAACACUGAAACUGUGGCGCUCACAGUCACCCAGGCACUUCUAUGGAGGUGAAUGGGAUCACAAUGGCAGCUGCGUGUCUGAUCGGCUUCUACAAGAACACGAGCUCGACUUGUGGUUCGAUCCCAGGUUUGGAGGAGUGAACAAAGAAGCAAGGCUAGUGAAUUCGGCGAUUCAGGAGGCCCUGAUUGGCACAGACAUCCAGCUGCUCAACCUGACCUACAUGAGCGAGUUCCGUGCCGAUGCGCAUCCGGCAAUCUGGCUCGGAAAGAAGGACGCGGUGGCUGUAUGGGGGCAGGACUGCAUGCAUUGGUGCCUUCCUGGCGUGCCGGACACUUGGGUCGACAUCUUGGCUGCACGGAUCUUGCAUCACUUCAAGCAGGCAAAUGGUUGAUGACAUGCUGAAGCUUGGACCAUUGUGGCAACUGCACUGUAAAUGUUGUGUGGGAACAAACACGAUGAAUGGCAUGCUGUAUUUAGAACAGGAGCAUUAAAAAGCUAGGUAGCUACUCUUGUUGCCUGUAAUUCUUUUCUUCUUAUGGAAAACCAAGAUAGGAGAUGGUGGAGUUAACUGUUAAGUACACUUAAAUACUUACUGAAGAAAUUUUGUACUUGCACACUUGACGUUGAUGAAACUGCAAUUGCUCAGUAGAGUGAAGCUUCACACUU
Molecule: messenger RNA, 1601 nt
Organism: Oryza sativa Japonica Group (Japanese rice)
Lineage: Eukaryota; Viridiplantae; Streptophyta; Magnoliopsida; Poales; Poaceae
Product: protein trichome birefringence-like 12
Cellular component (GO): Golgi apparatus
Molecular function (GO): O-acetyltransferase activity
Source: RefSeq, a predicted model, not a curated record